Molecule: messenger RNA, 6612 nt
Organism: Rattus rattus (black rat)
Lineage: Eukaryota; Metazoa; Chordata; Mammalia; Rodentia; Muridae
Gene: Arhgap32
Product: Rho GTPase activating protein 32
Exons: 23
Coding region: 274-6459 (2061 amino acids)
Biological process (GO): small GTPase-mediated signal transduction
Cellular component (GO): cell cortex; actin cytoskeleton; Golgi apparatus
Molecular function (GO): GTPase activator activity; phosphatidylinositol phosphate binding; protein binding
Source: RefSeq, a predicted model, not a curated record
ACUGGAAGAGGACACAAACAUGGCCGUUUCCAACUCAUGCAGAUUAUCGGUCGCCCCGUGACCUUCUCGUUCUCAUUUGGAGACAUGAAAAUUGCAAAGCAACCCAUUCUAGCCUCUUGGGAUUUCUCCGAAGGAACAUUCUGUAAUCGCUUGAAGAAAAUCUGUCAGCUCUAAGGGGAGGGAGGGCACCUUUGAAGAGGAGAAGACCUUGUAAGGAAGACGGAUUUCAUCCCUGAAUCUGGAGCCAGGGAUUCAAGAGUUUCUCAAAAGAAGAUGAAGUCCUCAAUACAUUCUGAAGAGGAUGAUUUUGUUCCAGAGCUACAUAGAAAUGUUCACCCCCGUGAGCGGCCCGAUUGGGAGGAAACGCUUAGCGCAAUGGCAAGAGGAGCAGAUGUCCCGGAGAUCCCUGGAGAUCUCACACUAAAGUCGUGUGGCAGCACAGCGAGCAUGAAGGUCAAGCAUGUGAAGAAGUCCACCCCCCCUGGACUGAUGGGCUGUGACAACAUUCACAGGUUACCCUUCACAAAGGGGCACUUUCCAAAGAUGGCUGAAUGUGCACAUUUUCAUUAUGAGAACGUGGAGUUUGGCAGCAUACAGCUUUCACUAUCAGAAGAACAGAAUGAAAUAAUGAAAAACGGCUGUGAAUCUAAAGAGCUGGUCUACCUCGUGCAGAUUGCCUGUCAGGGCAAGAGUUGGAUUGUUAAAAGAAGUUACGAAGAUUUCCGGGUACUUGAUAAACAUCUUCAUCUCUGCAUUUAUGACCGACGGUUCUCCCAGCUCUCAGAGCUGCCCCGGUCUGACAUCCUGAAGGACAGUCCUGAGUCGGUUACCCAGAUGCUUGCGGCUUACCUGUCACGCCUCUCAACUAUCGCUGGCAACAAGAUCAACUGCGGGCCUGCCCUCACGUGGAUGGAGAUCGACAAUAAGGGAAACCAUCUUCUAGUUCACGAGGAGUCGUCCAUCAACACUCCCGCCGUUGGUGCUGCCCACGUUAUCAAGCGGUACACUGCUCGGGCCCCUGACGAACUGACCUUAGAGGUGGGAGACAUCGUUUCUGUUAUUGACAUGCCCCCCAAAGUGUUAAGUACGUGGUGGAGAGGCAAGCAUGGAUUUCAGGUGGGACUCUUCCCUGGUCAUUGUGUCGAGUUAAUUAACCAGAAAGUUCCUCAGUCAGUGACCAACUCAGUGCCAAAACCAGUGUCUAAAAAGCACGGCAAGCUCAUUACCUUCCUGCGAACAUUCAUGAAGUCUCGCCCAACCAAGCAGAAGCUGAAGCAGCGGGGCAUCUUGAAGGAGAGGGUGUUUGGCUGUGACCUGGGCGAGCACCUCCUGAACUCUGGGUUUGAAGUGCCCCAGGUUCUCCAAAGCUGCACAGCGUUCAUCGAGAGGUAUGGCAUCGUGGAUGGGAUAUAUCGUCUCUCUGGUGUUGCCUCCAACAUCCAGAGACUUCGUCAUGAAUUUGAUUCUGAGCAUGUCCCCGACCUGACGAAGGAACCCUAUGUUCAAGACAUCCAUUCUGUGGGCUCCCUCUGUAAGCUGUACUUCCGAGAACUCCCGAACCCUCUGCUCACCUACCAGCUGUACGAGAAGUUCUCUGAUGCUGUUUCUGCAGCAACAGAUGAAGAGCGGUUGAUAAAAAUCCAUGACGUCAUCCAGCAACUCCCCCCACCACACUACAGAACCCUGGAGUUCCUGAUGAGGCACCUGUCUCUUCUAGCGGACUAUUGCUCCAUCACAAAUAUGCACGCAAAAAACCUUGCCAUUGUGUGGGCACCAAACCUGCUGAGAUCCAAGCAGAUAGAGUCGGCUUGCUUCAGUGGGACAGCGGCCUUCAUGGAAGUGAGAAUUCAGUCUGUGGUUGUUGAAUUCAUCCUCAAUCAUGUGGACGUGCUCUUCAGUGGCAAAAUCAGUGCUGUCAUGCAGGAAGGGGCAGCUUCUCUGACAAGGCCCAAGUCCCUGCUGGUCUCUUCUCCAUCUACCAAGUUGCUGACAUUGGAGGAAGCCCAGGCAAGAACUCAGGCUCAGGUCAAUUCUCCUAUUGUGACCGAAAAUAAGUACAUCGAAGUAGGAGAAGGGCCUGCUGCACUUCAAGGGAAGUUUCACACCAUCAUUGAGUUCCCACUUGAAAGGAAGAGGCCUCAGAAUAAGAUGAAGAAAUCUCCGGUUGGCAGCUGGCGCUCCUUUUUCAAUCUGGGGAAGUCCUCUUCUGUCUCCAAACGCAAACUGCAGCGUAACGAGAGCGAGCCCUCAGAGAUGAAAGCCAUGGCUCUGAAAGGUGGCAGAGCAGAAGGAACCCUCCGCUCAGCUAAAAGUGAGGAGUCUCUUACUUCUCUCCAUGCAGUUGAUGGUGAUUCCAAGCUGUUCAGACCCAGAAGACCCAGGUCCAGCAGUGAUGCACUCUCUGCCUCCUUCAAUGGAGACGUGCUGGGGAACCGGUGCAAUUCCUAUGACAAUCUGCCCCACGACAAUGAGAGUGAGGAGGAAGUAGGGCUGCUCCACAUCCCAGCCCUCGUGUCUCCUCAUUCCGCUGAGGAUGUCGACUUGAGUCCACCAGACAUUGGAGUGGCCAGUCUGGACUUCGAUCCGAUGUCAUUUCAAUGUAGUCCUCCGAAGGCUGAGUCCGAGUGUCUGGAGAGUGGUGCUUCCUUCCUGGAUUCAUUAGGGUUCACCAGGGAUAAACUCGGUGCCAGCAAGAAGGAUGUGGAAGCAGGUGGGAGCCAGUCGCAGACUCCAGGGAGCACCGCAAGUUCGGAACCCGUGUCCCCAGUCCAGGAGAAACUGAGUCCGUUUUUCACUCUGGACUUGAGCCCCACUGAGGACAAGUCUUGUAAGCCAUCUUCAUUUACAGAAAAGGUUGUUUAUGCUUUCUCUCCGAAGAUUGGACGGAAGCUAAGCAAAUCUCCUUCCAUGAACAUAUCUGAGCCCAUUUCUGUGACUCUUCCACCUCGGGUGUCGGAAGUCAUUGGUACCGUCUCCAACACUGUAUCUCAGAAUGCAUCACCUCCAUCUUGGGACAAAAGUGUGGAAGAAAGAGAUGUCAUAAAUAGAUCCCCCACCCAGCUAGGAAAGAUGAAACCAGGUGAGAGAGAGGCACAGGAGAGAUGUGAACCUGAAGCACAGCCCCAGGAGCAGGGGGCAGCUGAAGAGGUAGAGUUGCCAGGGACAGAGGAGCGGCCUGUCUCGAGCAGUCAGAGCAAGGCUGUGCCUUCUGGACAGAGUCAGACAGGAGCAGUUACCCAUGACCCCCCUCAGGAUCCCGUUCCUGUCAGUUCAGUCUCUCUUAUCCCACCACCACCGCCUCCGAAAAAUGUGGCCCGAAUGUUGGCACUAGCAUUAGCUGAGUCUGCACAGCAAGCCUCAACGCAGACACUGAAGAGACCAGGGCCUUCCCAGGCUGGGUGCACUAGUUAUGGAGACAUGGCAGUCGCUACAUCUGAAGAGAAACUGCCUAGUUCCUACUCUAGCGUUACUCUAGAUAAAACCUAUUUCCAAACGGACCGACCAGCAGAGCAGUUCCACCUGCAGAUCAAUGGACUCGGAAAUUGUAACCAGCCUCUCCCAGAGACAGCAGCUAUGGGAGGUCCCACCCACCCCAACACAACUGACUCUGGGGAGCAACUCCACCAAGUAGACUUAAUAGGGAAUUCGCUACAUCGAAACCAUUUAUCUGGGGAUCCAGAAAAGGCUAGAAGCACUUCAGCUCCCUUAACAGACUCAGAGAAGUCUGACGGUCAUGGAAGUUUCCCUGAAGACCACGCUGGGAAGACCAGCGUGUCCACUGUCUCCUUUGUGGAGCAGGACCAGUCUCCACUUCAUUUCUCCAGUGGAGACCAGCCCCUCUCUUAUCUUGGUACCAGUAUGGAUAAACCCCACCAUUCCUCAGAACUUACAGAAAAAUCUCCCAUGCCUUCUACUUUGCCUAGGGACAAAGCCCACCCUCUUUCUGGGUCCCCUGAAGAGAAUACCAGCACAGCCACCAUGGCAUAUAUGAUGACAACUCCACCAAGAGCCGAAACGAGCACCAGAGAGGCCAGCAGAGCCAUGGCUGUACAGCCCACUGCUGCUGAUUUUGUGGCUGCCACCCUUCAGCGAGCACACAGAACUAACCGGCCCCUCCCCCCACCUCCUUCCCAGAGGCCUACAGAGCAGCCACCAGGUGUGGGGCAGGUACAAGAAGCACCAAGUAUAGGAGUGAAUAAUUCCCACAAGCAGGUCCAGGGAGCAGCUCCAGCUCCAGAGAGGCCACCUGAGCCUCGAGCCAUGGCUGAUCCUGCAUCCAUCUUUGUCAGUGAUGGCAGUGCUGCUGCCCAGUGUCCCAUGGCCGUCUCUGCUGCCCAGCCGGGACUGCCUGAGAAGGUUCGGGAAAGCAGCAGGGCCCCGCCACUCCACCUGCGUGCGGAGACAUUUCCUGGCCAUUCCUGUGGCUUUGCUGCCCCCGUCCCUCCAACACGGACAGUGGAAAGCAAGAUGGCUGCCGCCAUGCACUCCAGUGCGGCAGAAGCCAACAACAGUUCAAAUUACCACUCCUUUGUCCCUUCGUCAGCCUCCGCGGAUGAUGUGCUGCCUUUGCCACCCCCCAUCGCGCAGCCUAAGCAUGCUUCUCAGAAGAUAGCCUACUCCUCCUUUGCUAGGCCUGAUGUCACCACAGAGCCCUUUGGUCCAGAAAACUGUUUGCAUUUCAAUAUGACUCCAAACUGCCAGUUUCGCCCCCAGAGUGUACCUCCACACCACAAUAAGUUGGAGCCACACCAGGUGUAUGGCACCCGAUCAGAGCCACCGGCCUCCAUGGGUCCUCGCUAUAACACCUAUGUGGCACCGGGGAGAAGCAUGUCUGGACACCACUCCAAGCCGUGUAGCCGGGUGGAGUAUGUCUCUUCUCUGGGCUCCUCAGUUAGGAAUCCUUGUUGCCCUGAAGACAUUCUACCUUACCCUACCAUCCGGAGAGUACAGUCCCUCCACGCGCCCCCGCCUUCCAUGAUCCGCUCUGUUCCCAUUUCACGGACAGAAGUUCCCCCAGAUGAUGAACCAGCCUACUGCCCACGACCAGUCUACCAGUAUAAGCCAUACCAGUCCUCCCAGGCCCGCUCAGAUUACCACGUAACACAGCUUCAGCCUUACUUUGAGAAUGGACGGGUCCACUAUCGGUAUAGUCCGUACUCCAGCUCCUCGAGCUCCUAUUACAGUCCUGAUGGGGCCUUGUGUGACGUCGACGCCUACGGCACGGUCCAGCUGAGGCCCCUCCACCGCCUGUCCAAUCGGGAUUUUGCUUUCUACAAUCCAAGGCUGCAAGGAAAGAAUGUGUACAAUUACGCUGGUUUGCCUCCACGCCCGCGGGCCAGUGCAACUGGCUAUUUCUCCGGCAAUGACCAUAACGUGGUCAAUAUGCCCCCCACUGCUGACGUAAAGCACACGUACACUUCGUGGGACCUUGAGGACAUGGAAAAAUACCGCAUGCAGUCCAUCCGCAGAGAGAGUCGAGCACGGCAGAAGGUGAAAGGGCCCAUCAUGUCUCAGUACGACAACAUGGCACCAGCUGUGCAGGACGACUUGGGAGGGAUCUACGUCAUCCAUCUACGCAGCAAAUCAGAUCCUGGGAAAACUGGACUUCUCUCUGUGGCAGAGGGGAAGGAGGGGCGGCACCCAGCCAAGGCUGUCAGCCCCGAGGGGGAUGAGCGUUUCUACAGGAAGCACCCAGAGUCCGAAUUUGACAGAGCCCACCAUCAUGGAGGGUUUGGCAGCAGCCAGGUAGAAAAGCCAUCCCUCCCACAGAAGCAAAGCAGCCUUAGGAACAGAAAGCUUCACGAUAUGGGUUGUAGCCUCCCAGAGCACAGGGCGCACCAGGAAGCAAGCCAUAGGCAGUUAUGUGAGUCAAAAAAUGGACCACCAUAUCCCCAGGGAGCUGGCCAGUUAGAUUAUGGGUCCAAAGGGAUGCCAGACGCCUCUGAGCCAAACAGUUACCAUAACUCUGGGAAAUAUGUCAUGUCAGGGCAGGAGUCUCUAAGACUGAACCACAAGGAAGUGAGGCUUUCCAAAGACGUGGACAGGCCUCGAGCCAGGCAGCCACCGGCCCCCGAGAAACACUCCAGAGACUGCUACAAGGAGGAGGAGCACUUCACGCAGUCUAUGGUCCCACCCCCCAAGCCAGAGAGGAGUCACAGCCUCAAACUGCACCACACCCAGAACCUGGAGAGGGACCCCAGCAUGCUGUACCCGUAUCAGACACACAGCAAGCGCCAGAGCAGUGUGACUGUCGUGUCCCAGUACGAUAACCUGGAGGAUUACCACUCCCUGCCCCAGCACCAGCGAGGAGGCUUUGGAGGGGGAGGCAUGGGGGCCUAUGUGCCCUCUGGCUUUGUCCAUCCACAGAGCAGGACAUACGCCACAGCGUUGGGUCAGGGGGCCUUCCUGCCCACAGAGCUGUCCUUGCCACAUCCUGACACGCAGAUCCAUGCAGAAUGAGCCCCGGGAGCAAUAGAGUUGAAGCAGCCUCUGCUGGACAGUGGACUGUUCUAUUUUUUUUUUUCAAUAACCAAAAAGAUUUAACGAAAAAAAAAAAAAAAAGCUACAAACCCCCUGGCCACACGAAAGAAGCAUAAUAAAAUCACCACCUUC